Molecule: messenger RNA, 3656 nt
Organism: Cryptotermes secundus
Lineage: Eukaryota; Metazoa; Arthropoda; Insecta; Blattodea; Kalotermitidae
Gene: Sema2a
Product: semaphorin-2A
Biological process (GO): negative regulation of axon extension involved in axon guidance; axon guidance; neural crest cell migration
Molecular function (GO): chemorepellent activity; semaphorin receptor binding
Source: RefSeq, a predicted model, not a curated record
CGGGACUCGUUGAGCUUAGAACCAAGCAAUGUUGCCAAUUGCGUGUCCAAAGGGAAGUCAGAGCAUUUCGACUGCAGAAACCAUAUACGAGUGAUUCAGCCAAUGGGAGAUGGAGGGCGCCUAUACAUGUGUGGCACCAACGCGCACAGCCCAAAGGACUGGGUCAUCUAUUCUAACCUGACGCACCUCCCCCGCCACGAGUAUGUUCCUGGAGUGGGUAUGGGGAUUGCCAAGUGCCCUUACGAUCCAGCCGACAACUCGACGGCUCUGUGGGUGGAGAAGGGAAACCCGGGGGAGCUGCCCGGCCUCUACAGCGGCACGAACGCAGAGUUCACUAAGGCGGACACAGUUAUCUUCCGAACUGAUCUUCAUAACCUGACCACGGGACGGCGAGAGUACAGCUUCAAGAGAACCUUGAAGUACGACUCCAAGUGGCUGGACAAACCAAAUUUUGUUGGAUCAUAUGACAUCGGGCAGUAUGUAUUCUUCUUCUUUCGGGAGACCGCUGUGGAGUACAUAAACUGUGGAAAGAGUGUGUAUUCGAGAGUGGCACGGGUAUGCAAGAAGGACACAGGUGGCAAGAACAUCCUUAGUCAGAACUGGGCAACUUAUCUCAAGGCUCGAUUGAACUGCUCAAUUCCUGGAGAAUUCCCUUUCUAUUUCAAUGAAAUUCAGAGUAUUUACAAGAUUCCUGGUGAUGAUGCUAAGUUCUAUGGUGUGUUCACAACAUCAAUGAAUGGCCUGAUGGGAUCAGCUAUAUGCUCCUUCACCAUAGAAGACAUUCAGGAAGCUUUUAAAGGGAAGUUCAAGGAACAGGCAACAAGUAGUUCAGCUUGGCUUCCAGUAUUAAGCAACCGCGUACCUGAGCCCCGCCCUGGAGACUGCGUCAAUGAUACAGAGACAUUGCCAGAUACUGUUCUGAACUUCAUAAGAUCACAUCCACUGAUGGAUGCCGCUGUUUCGCAUGAAAAUGGGAAACCUGUCUUUUAUAAGAGAGAUCUCCUAUUUACUCAUCUGGUGGUUGACAAGCUGAAGAUUGACUUAUUUGGAACUGAUCUGGAAUAUAUUGUCUACUAUGCUGGGACCAAUGAGGGCCGAGUAUACAAAGUGGUGCAGUGGUAUGAUUCAAGUGGAGAAUCCUCAUCUAUACUCCUGGAUGUGUUUGAUGUAACUCCUGGAGAGCCCAUUCGUUUGAUGGAAAUAUCAAGACAGCACAAAUUCUUGUAUGUGGCUUCUGAUCAUCGAAUUCGCCAGAUUGACCUAGCGAUGUGCAACCGACGCUAUGAUAAUUGCCUUCGUUGUGUUCAUGAUCCCUAUUGCGGAUGGGAUAAAGAUACCAAUUCCUGCAAGCCUUUUACUCCAGGGUUGCUGCAAGACGUGUCCAACAGCACAGUUGGUGUGUGUGACAGUAGCGUGGUGAAGAAAAAGAUGUUGGUCACUUGGGGUCAGAGUAUUCACCUAGGAUGUUUCCUCAAAAUGCCUGAGGUCCUGAGUAGCCAGACAGUGACCUGGUUUCAUUACAACAAAGAGAAGGGGCGCUAUCAAAUUGUGUACAGGCCAGACAAGUACAUAGAGACAUCAGAGCAUGGGUUGGUGAUUAUUGCUGUUAAUGAGGCUGACUCUGGACGUUACGACUGCUGGAUGGGGGGCUCAUUGCUGUGUAGUUAUAACAUCACUGUAGAUGCACAUCGUUGUGCCCCACCUGGAAAGUCACAUGACUAUCAGAAGGUCUACUCUGAUUGGUGUCAUGAGUUUGAGAAAUACAAAAUGGCUAUGAAGACCUGGGAAAGGAAACAGGCUCAAUGCAGCACUAGACAAAAUGACAGCAAUCAGAAUGCACAUCCUAAUGAAAUUUAUCACAGAAGUCCAUUAGUCUGAUAGUCAGUAAAACAAGCUGAAGUAUUUUUGCUUCCGUUGGACUCUCAUUUUGUACAUAGGGCUCAUGAGAGCAACACGGUAAGAAUUAUAAGCCUGGUAUGUACCUUACAUUUUAGACCAGCAACACAACAUUAGAAACUGUUGGAGACCCCAUCGUCAUGCAGUGGUUCCAUCUGUAAUAUGCAUGACAUGAUGAUGGUGAUGAUAAUAAUAACAAUUAUAAUAAUAAUGUAAUUGCAGUGCUGAAUCAGCAUCUCUGUACCGGAAGUGGAGUAGAUCUGUGAUAUUCCGACAUAGCGAGCCGUGAGCGGAUAUGUCAUGAGUGCGGUGGUGUGUUUGUUUGGACUGACAGUGUCAGUUGUGUUGGGGUUAAGAAAAUUUAGAAUUAGGACUAAUCUUAUUGUAGAAGAAGAGACAUUUCUAAAAUCAUCGUAGCUUUCAAACAAUAAAAUAUAAAAAAGAGUACUUGCCCCCAUAGUGGAGAGUUCUACUGACCACACUGUGACAUACCUUUAUUGUGAAAGUGUGUGUAUGUGAAUGUGAUUUUUUAAAAUGUGUAAAAGAUUUUUCUAGCACUGAUCAGUGUUUGAAAGUACACACAGUAUUUCAAUAACAGUUGUGCCAUUAUCACAUAAAUGAUUUACAUGCUGUGUUCUGAAAUACAAGUGACUUAGUGUGGGGAAUGUGGCAAGGCAAACGCAGUUUGAUGUUGAAAGUUCCAAAUGACACAAGAUGGGGUUUGAAAGGUGCUACUUGUAAAGGAUUUGUGAACCAACAGAAGUUUUCUCCAUGUCAACAUCAAGGAUUGCCAGUGGUUCGUCCUUCCAGACUUUUACUACUGUACAGAAAAUGAUAGAAAGUUCUACCCUUGUUAUAAGAAUUUUCAGGAUUUGUGGGUGGCAGUAGAUACAUAAUUGAAGUAUGACAAAUUGUGUGCUGUGUGAGAUUAAUCAGUAGAUGCUGUCAUAUAGCUAUGAUUGAAUCCCUUCACUGUUGAAAUCCAUCAGAACAGCUGUCUGUAUCAAGUCAUGAUGGAAUUAAAAAUACCUCCUCUUGGAAAAACAAGAGGAAGGUGGUAAUGUGAAAGGCAGUACUUCCUGGUGGUGGCAGUAUGUAACUGCUCGCAUGUGCAUGAAAUACUGUCCCUACAAUAUGGAUAAAAAUUAAAGAUGUACAGUGCUCCAGUACAUGCUCAGACUAACCCAACAAGGACAGUAUACAUAACCCAAGCAUAUACUCAGGAUGACAUUGAAAUGGUUAAAGGACUGAAUAAUUUAUUGAAUUUUGAGCAGUUUUCUUAGUACGAAUAUCAAUAAUAUCAUUGACUCUUUAUCUCAGUAUAGGUGGAGGAUUAUUUCAAGGUACUAUACUGAAUUUGUUAAUUUAAUUUAUGUCUUCUCUUUCAUUUUGACACAUGAUGUGAAAAUAAAUCGUACAUAAGAUUUAAGUAAUUUUAUCCACUAUCUAUGUGGCAUGAAAAAGAAAGUUCUUACUCAUGGCUGUUAAGGCAACUAUUAUGAAUUAAACCCCUUACUGAAGGUGGAGGUCCGUGGCCAACUUUAUUAUGUGGCUUCCUUGAACCCCAGGGAAAGCGUAACCACUGUCCAUUAGAUAUAACUCUGUGUAAUGCCAUUCUGAACGUGGUGGCAAAGAGAAAAAUUCAUACUGAUUUAUAUCUGCAUGUGUUAACUUACAUAUAAGAGAUUUUGUUUAAAUAAUCUAUUUGUGUAAAGUAAAAAAAAAAGUGAAGCUAUCCCUGUAACAGGCCAUGAAGGCCC